Triplophysa dalaica is the source of this 3416-nucleotide messenger RNA. RefSeq names its product ring finger and FYVE-like domain containing E3 ubiquitin protein ligase (gene rffl). Gene Ontology annotation, biological process: proteasome-mediated ubiquitin-dependent protein catabolic process; protein K48-linked ubiquitination; negative regulation of extrinsic apoptotic signaling pathway via death domain receptors. NCBI's taxonomy places the organism in Eukaryota, Metazoa, Chordata, Actinopteri, Cypriniformes, Nemacheilidae. Gene Ontology annotation, cellular component: plasma membrane; cytoplasm. The record is from RefSeq and is a predicted model, not a curated record. The transcript has 7 exons. Gene Ontology annotation, molecular function: ubiquitin protein ligase activity. Bases 509 to 1558 code for a protein of 349 amino acids.
UUAAAUACUCCAGUAAUUUUGGUCAUACAAAUAAGACUAAUACAUGAUUUGAAACUGUGAUUGGUCUACUUUUAUUUGUGUGUACUCAUUAUCUACAAAAUGUUUUGCUUUUAUAAAAGAAUGAUAAUAUACAGGCUGUGCUGUCAGCCGUCUCUCUCCGCUUGCAUCUUUCUGAAAUGCAUCAUUAAAACAGACUGAAACUCUGAGAAUACUCAUCAAAGAAACGUAAAGCAUACGUCUAAAGAAAGCUUUAAGUGUCCACUUUUAAAUCAUCGCAUUAAUAUUGAUAUUGUCUGAACAUGUACUGUGUAUGAAAGACAGGUACAGUUUCUCUUAUCAACUGUGAUCAUAUCCUUGCGCAGAGCGCUCCAUUUCAGAAAAAACACUAACCCUCUCUCUUUCUCUCAACAGGUAUUGUUCUGGUAACUUUGUAUUAGCACCCAUUGCAUAUUGCUCCUGUUUGACAUAUCGCUUAUUGCUCCCUGAACUCUCUCAGUAGGCGUGGAGUAUGUGGGCCAGUUGCUGCGGCUGGCUCUGCCUGGAUGAUUCCACUGUGGUGGAAACCAGAAGUAGCACACGUCAAGAGGCCUUCACCAACUCGGGCUUCAGCAGUUCCCCGUCUCCUCCCGCACCUGAAUCCACAUGCAAGGCAUGUGGAGGUCAAUUUGACAUCCUCACCAUGAAGCACACAUGCAUGGACUGCAAGAAAAGUUACUGCAGCCGUUGCUCCGCUCAGCAGGACCCCCAGCCAUGGCUCUGCCACACCUGCCAGCGUUGUCAUGGCAUCCUGUUCCAGCGAGCCGAGCUGAUGAAGCUUAAAGUGAAAGACCUGAGAGACUACCUGCACCUGCAUGAAAUCGCCACGCAGAUGUGCCGGGAGAAAGAAGAACUGGUUGAGCUGGUUCUCGGCCAGCACACGCCCACAUCCGAGAUGCACAUUCCACUCCCUACAAACAUACACUUGGAUCAACAGCAGACCCCUGGUGUUCCAGUCAUAACAGCUAGCCCAUCGGGGAACAAUGGUGUCACAGAAUUGGGACCCCAAGAUCAAGCACCUGAAGAUGAACAGAGCUUGUCAGUGGCAGAGGUGACAACUGAAAGUGACAUGGACACAGAUCUGCAUGUGGAGCAGGAGUUGCAGUCGUCAGACUCGGAGGAGGUGUUUGCCCCCGGGCGACGGGCAUCACUGUCAGACCUCAGGGCAGCGGAGGAUAUCGAAGAUCUAAGUGUCCGGCAGUUGAAGGAGAUUCUGGCAAGAAACUUUGUGGACUACAAAGGAUGCUGCGAGAAGUGGGAGCUGAUGGAGAGAGUCAAGCGUCUCUUCCAAGACCAGAAAGACCUGCAAACCAUAAUAUCAAAUGCCAUGGAAGGCACAGACACAGGGACUGGGAUGCCUGGUGAGGAGAACAUUUGUAAGAUCUGUAUGGACUCACCCAUUGACUGUGUUCUUUUGGAGUGCGGACACAUGGUCACAUGCACCAAGUGCGGCAAGCGCAUGAAUGAAUGCCCCAUAUGUCGCCAGUACGUGGUGCGGGCAGUGCACGUGUUCAGGUCUUGAACCCCAUUGUCCAUCUACAAAACACCGAGACCACCAGCGUUCCCCAUAUAUAUCUAAGCUGUUCUUUUGAACAAUGGAAUUAAAAUUUACAGUAGAAACUGAAACCGGUCUCUUAUCCUUGCACAAUUAUCUUGUGGCACUUUAAACAAAUUGUGAAAGAUGCUCCAUCUUCAAGCAAUAACCAGUAUUGACUGGUUUGGUUUUAUUCUUCAGUCCAGAGUGUGCCUUCUAAAUAUGUUGAAUGUAAACUUUGAGCUGACCAGAGGAGGAUUGUAUUAACCCACACAUGCUGUGUGUACUGUUGUAAACAAUUGAUCUUCGGAAGGUACACAGGUGUGCUUAUUAUGUCACUGCCUUUGUUUUUCUUGCAAACUUGAUCUUUAUCACGUUACCUUUUUUUUAUGGGAUCUCAAACAAGUCCUCCAUUACCACACUAACUAAAACAAAGAAAAUGUACCAGGAAUCAUACUAGUCAUGCAAGUCUAGUCGGUUAAAUCAGUCGAUUCAUCUCAUAAGAGCAACUAAAAAGUCUUGACUGCUCACAACUUACAGGUUUCAUUUAGAAAUAAAUCCUCUCAUGGCUUUUCUCUCAUCUUUAUUGUCUGCUGUCGGUUAUCUCUUACUGUUUUGCUGUCACACAUGUUGUGUUGGUGGAGAGAAGCCUCUCAGGUGAGGUAUGACCAUCAGUCACAUGCUGUUGGCUUGAGUGGCUUUGAUUCACAAAUACUGCAUGUUACACUGCAGUAAUUGAAUUCGCAUUCAAGGUUCACAUACUGUUGCCAAUAAGCAGUUUGAAGGUGUUGUUUCAGUACGGCCUGUGGUAGAUCUGCAGGAAUCACAUUAACACCACUUAAGACAGGAAAUAUCAGGUGAACAUGCCUUAACGCUCCUGCUAAGGGUUUCCGUGGUGCCUCGGAGAUCGUAGGACAAGUAAAAACCUGCUAAUACACCGGAGUGCCUCCCUUCCCUUCAGGCUUUGCAAUUUUGUUACAAUUGACUAGCUCCAAACAAUGCGUAGAGAGUGGUGGAGAUGUGUAUCUCAAAAGCAUGACCAUGGGAUUGUGUUUGUAACAGAAGUGGAGAUUAAAAAGGAAAAUUAAUCUUCAGGCUUUAAUCUUAAAGAAAUAGUUCACACAUAAAGAAAUGCAUGGGAAUGUUAUGUGGAUGCCACCACAAGUGAGAUUUAAUAGGAUUGUCAGUUAACAACUUAAUUUUUGUUCGAAUAGCUGGAAGAUAGGGCAUGAGACGUCUUGGAUAUUUGUUAUUCUUUGUUGAGCUAAAGUGUAUAAAACGAAACACACUUAUAAAAAAAGGGGAACUCAGACAUUCUGUUCCUUGGAUGAGCAAAAUAAUGUUAGGUCAGGAUGGACUAACAUGAAGCUCAAUGAUGAAAAUGUAAGUGAGAAGUUUAUGUGGUGAGUUAUGAGUGCAGUUUUCUCUUAGUUUUUUUGUCAAGGUCAAGUGUCUUUCUUAAUAUAAGCUUUGCCAACCAAUGACAUAGUUUUUCCAAAGGCAAAGGCGAUCUGUUCAAAAUAUCAGCAUUCACAUUUCCAAUGCAGGAUGGGCGCGAGGAAGUUUCUUAUUAAAUUGAAAACUUGAUUUUUAACUGUGAAAUUGUAGAUAACGCAUUCUGUCAAAAAGGGUUUCGGUUUGAUUUGUUUUCAUCUUCUUUUGGACAUUGAUGUAUAAGGGCAUUCUUCCAUUUCCAAUAGGCUACCUGUGUUGUGUGAAUGUUAAUGGUGUGAAGCAAACGCUUUCAUUUCUUAACCAAAUCUGAACUUUAUUUUAAAUCACACACCAAACUAGAUUUGUGUGUUUCGUCGUUCAAAAGGUUUUGUAUUAAAAUAUGUUUCCAAUG